UGUAGGAGGGUCCGUAUGUGAUAGGUCCAUUCAAAUCUUUGAGGGAAAAUAAAUUUCACCAUGGCUCCUGCACUCCACAACUACCUGUUUAUUCAGCUAAUAGUCCUCCCUGAAGGGCUCUCUCAGUUGGUAAGAACACAGCAGGUUGUCACAGCAACCCUGGGAGAAGAUGCAGUCUUAACCUGUGAGCUCAUGACACUCAAAGACGUGCGGCAAGUCACCUGGCAACAAGUGACAACUGGGGCGAAUGAAAAUGUGGCCACCUACAGCAAACGCGGUUCCCAUGUCAACCCACCUUUUCAGAGGAAAGUGGAGUUUGAAGACGAGGGUCUGCAGAACUGCUCUAUCGUCAUCAGAGGAGUGUCAAGAGGAGACGAGUCCUGCUACAAGUGUCUGUUUAACACCUAUCCAGAGGGAGCUAUCAGUGGAACCACCUGCCUCAAAGUCAAUGAGCUGUAUGGACCCUCACUCCUCAUCACACAAACCAACAACAGUCACACCACUCUGUCCUGUUCUGCUACUGGACGGCCUGUUCCUACAGUAACCUGGGAUGACACAGAAAUUCUAGAAGAUUCCACAAUGGCCAAUGUCACCCAUCUCAAUGGAACUGUCACGGUCACCAUAACUUCUACGCUGGCAGCAUUCAGUCUACCUGACAAAGACACCAGGGUUGGCUGUAUGGUGUCACUGUUCUCUGGAGGUGUCACCAAAAACGUAUCCAUGGUUAUUCCAGCUAGAACUCAAGCUUCAUUUCCUGGUGUACCUGAGGUCUCUGAUGGUGACAGGAUCAGAGGGAUUGGUGCAGUGAUGAGUUCACUGUGUCUCAUUGCUGUGUGCUGUGGAACUGUGGCACUGUGGCGCAAACUGAGAAAUACAACAAGAAGCCAAUGACAGAGAACAGGAAGAACCACCAACACUCAACCCUCAACAUGAUGACCCUGAAACAAGUAAACAGUGUUUGUACUUACUGUAGGUAAUAGAUUAGAAAACAUUGAAUUGCUUUUCAGUAUCAAAUAUCCUCCCUGGAGAAUAUGUGAGUGUAAAUACCCACAAAGCCGUUAUAUCAGUACACUACUACAACAUGAUCUGACUCUGGUCAGUAUCAUUGAUGUUAAUAUCUUUCAGGACCACAACAAUAUCCAGUACAUUCUAAAUGUGUUAGUACAACCUUAUUGGAUCAUCCUGGUAGAGUGGUAGUCAUGGUGACCGCAUACAUGCAAAUGAGUUUCAUUUGUUGCAUUGCUGCAUUGUUGUUCCAGUAUGUUAUUUGUAUUUUGUAUUUAUAAGGGAACCCCAUUAGCUGCUGCUCUUCCUGGGUCCAAACAUAUUACAGUACUUACAUUACAUAUAAAACAGUACAUCAUAUAACAUUAUUACACCACUACAUCUCUACGAUACAACAAGUUUAAUACCACCAAUCAACAAUAUCACAAUGUUUACAUAUGCAUGUGUCUGUACCUCUGUAUGUGUCUUCACAGUCCCCGUUGUUCCAUAUAAGGUGUAUUUUUACCCGUUUAAAAAAAAUCUGAUUCUACUGCUUGUAUUACAUGAUGUGGAAUAGAGU
Messenger RNA from Oncorhynchus gorbuscha (pink salmon), 1564 nucleotides. Its product is annotated as OX-2 membrane glycoprotein-like. The record is from RefSeq and is a predicted model, not a curated record. Bases 61 to 891 code for a protein of 276 amino acids. The transcript is spliced from 6 exons. Gene Ontology annotation, molecular function: cell-cell adhesion mediator activity. NCBI's taxonomy places the organism in Eukaryota, Metazoa, Chordata, Actinopteri, Salmoniformes, Salmonidae.